AUGAAACCAAAUAAUCUACCUCUCUUCCCCACCCUAGCUGUUGAACUUGUUGAACUCAUCGCCGAUCACGCAGAAAGUCAGAGCUUACUCGCCCUCCGCCUUGUCUGUCGCGACCUCCAAAAGAAGACAUUCCAUCACUUCGCACGCAGGUUCUUCUCGUCAAUAAAAACCGACUUAUCAGAAGAAAGUCUCGUUCGGAUCAACGCGCUUUCACAAAAUGCAGCUUUACGACCAUACAUUCAUGGCCUGGCAUUCAUGCUUCAGAAUGGUGUCGGUCGCGGCCUUGUUUGGGAUCGCCAUCCUUGGGGUCCACUGUCCGCUCCGUUAGAAGUUGAUGAAAUACGCCAUCUGCGAGAUAACUUGGUCAAGUACCUCACCAACUGUCGCUCGUUCUACAUUUUCUGUCGAUAUCCCGAGGGUCACCCAGACAUGAGCCACGUCACUGUCACAGAUGCAGUCGCAGUGUUCUUCGCGCUGGUCGUGGAUGCCCGACUGCCUGUCUCAUCAUUUCACCUCAUCUACGCAAAUAAGCAUUCACGGACAUUGAUUAUGGAUAUGCGGCGAAUACCGAAGAUGCUCUACAGACAGCCGCAGUUCAAAAUUGUCUGGUCAAAUUUGCAAAAACUAUCGCUGGAACAAUAUCUUACCCUGGACAACUUUGGAUUUUUACUUGAACUGGUACUCAGCGCUCCAAACCUCACGACUCUCCUAUUAAAUUUAGGGUCUCAGGAUCUGGCGUGUGAGUUCAUGCAUGAACUUGCCGAAACAGCCGCAUUCCCUAAGUUGCAAGAACUGGCUCUAUUCAGGACUUCCAUCAGAGCACCAGAUCUGAUGAGAAUUCUCGGCGGGUUGCGAGGGAAUCUUACGGCGCUUACCUUAUACCAUGUGUCCCUGCCGGACAAUAACUGGACUGCCGUUCUGAAACAACUAAGUCAAGGCUUUACUACGCUGAAGACAAUCUCGCUUUACUAUCUAUGGGCGACCGAUCCGACAAAGGAACUUCUUGCAUUCCCAGAUAUCCAUAAAUCACCUGCUUUGUCCGAUAUGCCAGGUCGAAGCUUACACACGUUUUACUCGGAGGAUCUGAAAAGCCCUUCUGUUCUUGGAAUCGAAUAUUCCGGGACGAAGAUGUCCCAAAUCUUAAGCUUGCUGCAGAACACAACUCUUCCCACCUGA
This is a messenger RNA of Penicillium manginii, 1176 nucleotides long. RefSeq lists its product as uncharacterized. Lineage: Eukaryota; Fungi; Ascomycota; Eurotiomycetes; Eurotiales; Aspergillaceae. The transcript has a single exon. The record is from RefSeq and is a predicted model, not a curated record. Bases 1 to 1176 code for a protein of 391 amino acids.